UCUCUCUCUCUCUCUCUCUGUGUGUGUGUCUGUUGCUUUGCCCUUUUACUCGCCCUAAAUUGAAUCUCAAGAUCCUCCUACAAUUAUUAUAAAUUAUGAUACAGAGGAUCAAAAGCAGAAGCUCUUGAGUUGAAGUGAGAGACAGAAACAGCUCCCAUUGUCUCCCCCACUCACCAACACCAUUUACACUCCCCACAACAACUUACAUUUCCCCUAAUUUAAUUUACCCAUUUACCAUCAACUCUUCUCCACAGUCCACACAAUCCCUUAAGUUAACUGCAUUCCAGGAAAAGAAAACAACCGUAGACCAUAGUACAUUGUCGUCUUCUUCACCCAAAAAAUGCUCCACAAAACCUGCAUUUUCUUGAUCUGUGUUCUGAGCUCAUUUUCUCCAUUUUCCACGGCAAUGCUCAACCUCACUUUGCCUGGUCAGCACCCUGACCCUGAUGCUGUUGUCCAAGAAGUUCACAGAAGAGUGAAUGUUUCACUAUCAAGAAGGCAAAUGCUAUCCACCACAACCAACUACCAGUCAAGCACAUGCCUAACCGGAAACCCAAUUGACGACUGCUGGCGUUGCGACCCAAACUGGCAGCUCAACCGCCAGCGCCUUGCCGACUGCGGUAUUGGGUUUGGCCAGCACGCACUCGGCGGUAAGGGGGGCCGCUACUACGUUGUCACUGACUCCUCCGACCACGACGCCGUCACGCCCCGCCCCGGUACCCUCCGCUACGCCGUCAUCCAGACGGAGCCCCUCUGGAUCGUCUUUGCCUCCAACAUGCUCAUCCACCUCUCUCAAGAGCUCAUUUUCAACAGCUAUAAGACCCUAGAUGGUCGUGGCGUUAACGUGCACAUAACCGGGGGCGGGUGCAUUACGCUCCAGUACAUCACCAAUGUCAUCAUUCAUAACAUCCAUGUCCAUCAUUGCUACCAAUCAGGCGAGACCAAUAUCCGGUCUAGCCCGACCCAUUUUGGGUGGCGUACCUUAUCUGAUGGAGACGGAAUAUCGAUAUUCGGAUCCAGGGACUUAUGGAUAGACCACUGCUCGCUCUCCCACUGCAAGGACGGCCUGAUCGACGCUGUAAUGGGUUCCACUGCAAUCACCAUCUCCAACAACUGGUUCUCGCACCACAACGAGGUGAUGCUGUUGGGCCACAGCGACGCCUACUUGCCAGACUCUGGCAUGCAGGUUACCAUAGCCUUCAACCACUUCGGCCAGAAGCUGGUGCAGCGGAUGCCCAGGUGCAGACGAGGGUACAUACACGUGGUCAACAACGAUUUUACGCAGUGGGAGAUGUACGCCAUUGGGGGAAGUGGGAAUCCCACCAUUAACAGCCAGGGGAACCGCUACAUUGCACCCUUCAAUUACAAUGCUAAAGAGGUUACAAAGAGGGUGGAAACGGGGGAGGAGGAAUGGAGGGGCUGGAAUUGGAGGAGCGAGGGGGACAUAAUGGUAAAUGGAGCAUACUUUGUGGCAUCAGGUGAAGGUGUAGAGGUCAAGUACGAGAAGGCCUACAGUGUUGAGCCCAAAUCUGCAAGUUUCAUUGACCAGAUUACCCUCAAUGCCGGUGUCCUUGGUGGCAGGAGCAACAAGUUAAGCAAGUGGACUUCCGGGAACAAUGGUGUUGGUAGUGGUGGUGGCGGGACGAUUUUAGAGUCGGAGAGCGAUGAAGACAACUCCGAUGCUAUGUUCGGGAGCAACGCGCCACCGCAGCCAUCCUCUGAUGCCAUUCUCUACUCUGUUCUAAUUUCUUUGUCAUCCUUUCUAUUUUUGUAUUUCACCACAUUAUAUGCCUCCUUGUAGUAUGAAUUCAAAAGACUAUUUUAUUUCCCAUUUUCCAAUCUGACACCGACUCUUGUUA
Molecule: messenger RNA, 1859 nt
Organism: Rhododendron vialii
Lineage: Eukaryota; Viridiplantae; Streptophyta; Magnoliopsida; Ericales; Ericaceae
Product: probable pectate lyase 12
Exons: 5
Coding region: 341-1801 (486 amino acids)
Molecular function (GO): pectate lyase activity
Source: RefSeq, a predicted model, not a curated record